AUACAUAGCUCAUGAUAUGGAAGAGGAUGAUGAAGAUCUUAAAUUUGAAAUAUUUCCCUGGGCACUUGGCUCAUUCUGGAGAGAUAAGAUCAGCAAUUUUUUAAAGCUUAAAGAAAAUAUCUGGGCAAGAAUGAGCUAUAGAGCUGUUGUUAGUCUUAAAUGCUGUUUGGAGCUUAUGUCAAUUUUUCCAGAUCAUUAUAUUUGGAAAAGGACAAGACUGGCGCAUCAUGGAUAUGCAAUGAGACUAGACCUAAGAAAGCUUUAG
Molecule: messenger RNA, 265 nt
Organism: Protopolystoma xenopodis
Lineage: Eukaryota; Metazoa; Platyhelminthes; Monogenea; Polystomatidea; Polystomatidae
Source: the annotation of a GenBank genome assembly